Molecule: messenger RNA, 4317 nt
Organism: Caenorhabditis elegans
Lineage: Eukaryota; Metazoa; Nematoda; Chromadorea; Rhabditida; Rhabditidae
Gene: ifc-2
Product: Intermediate filament protein ifc-2
Exons: 19
Coding region: 318-3743 (1141 amino acids)
Biological process (GO): cytoskeleton organization
Cellular component (GO): cytoplasm
Source: RefSeq, marked reviewed
UAUUUGUCAACUAAAUAUCAACAAACAAUUGUAAGUUAUACAAUUUCCUCACUAUCCUUGUUUUCAAUCGUUGAGAACUGAAUAUGCUGGUUCCGUCUGACUCCGGUGGCAAAAAGCGAGAAAAUCACGUGGUACCAUCAAAUGUGGUGAAAGGGAAUGAGUGUAAGCUGAAAGAAGCUCCAUUGUGCACACUUAUUGUGUCAUUUACAGAUGAUGAGGCAAAAGAUGUGACAUCUGCUCACGUGUUUACCAUGACCACUCCGCAAUUGUACCCACAGACUAGAAAAACAGUCUACAAAAAUGGGUCCUCAUCACAAAUGUCGUUAACAUCCACACCAUUUAGUACCGACGAUGAGCGAUACAGUGGGUAUACCAAUUCUGCGAUGUCACCUCCCCUCCAAAAGCAGUUAAUUCAAGAAGUAUCGCUUUCAUAUUCCGCUCCAUACACAUCCACAGUUAAGCCUUCAAGGCAUGACCUGCCGCUUGCCUUCUCACCAUAUUCCCUGGACUCAGAAAUAGAGGACCUUCAUUCCCACACAUAUUCUCAGCUGUCAAACCGUUCCAACGGGAACAAAGUUGAAUCGGCAGAAAGAAUUUAUACAGCAAGCAGAAAAGAGACUGAGUUUCCAGCAAAAGCUGAUCCGAUACCAUACUUUUCUGCUCAGUCGGCAAUAAAAGCUGGCAGAGAAAGUCCGUCUUACACAACAAGAAGUACACCAACUCCCAGACAGACACCUAUUUCGUUUGAUCAGGCUUCAACUGCAAGAUUGGAUAGUGGUCUAUCUCAGAAUUUGAUUGUUUCAGAAAGCACAACUUUUGAGGAAUUGACAACUAUUACUACAUCAAACAAUCGAACCACUAGAAAGAAAGAGAUCAAAACCGAGAUGCCAACUGUGAACGCCUUGACCAAACAAUUUGAAAUUUCGUCGCAGCAGGAAAAAGUCGUUCCGUUGAAACCAAGAAAAAGCUCCAAUGUUGAUUACAAUGGAAAUGGGAAUUCGAGGAGCCGUGUUGUGGUUAUUGAUAAGUCACAGAUGAAAAGUCACAAAAAUGGAACCUACACUCCGAAUCGAUCCGCCAUUGUUUACUCACCAGGCGGCAUAUUAACAACCACUAUUGUUGACAUUGAACCAGCACGAUUUGGAAGACGAACCGAGGAGUAUAAAAUCCAAGAAGAGUACAUAGUUCAGCGAUAUGAUAAUGGAAGCUCUCCAAACUAUCAGAGACAAGAGCAAGGAUAUCAGCAACAACAGCAGCACCGGAGCAGAGAAUACAAAACGCAUCGUCAGGAAAAGCAAGAAAACUACAACCAGCGAAGUUACAGUGCAACUGAAAAUCGAGAAGUUGACGCUCCUGUGGAUACAUCUCCCAUUGAUGUAGUGAAAAAUGUCAUUGAUCGCUGGGAAACUAAGAUUGGAGGAACUACUACUCGCUUCUACGCAAGCGAUCAACAACUACGUUCGGUAUCACGAGUUGAUAUGAAUGAUAAUGUGCCAAGAUCCGCACAAGAGAAAAUAAUUGUUCACCAAAGAAGUGAAUCCCAACCGACCGAGCGUGUCAUCCCAAUUUCCCCUUUACCACAUCGAGUUGAGCCUACAAGGACUACACAAUCUGGAGGACUGCUUCAAACAUAUGAAGAACUGAAGACAGUGGUUGUCAAACAAUCUUCUGACCAAACCCCCCAGAAAAUCGUCCCAAGAGCCCAAAGCCCAGUAACGUCUCCUGUCUUCAAAGAGACGAUUUUGUCUCCGCCACCAAUUCCAACUCCUUCUCCAACUUCUGAUAUCGCUGAAGAGGUUCUGAGAACUGAUGAAACAACACAGCACACCGCUAUCACUAUGCAUUCCAUUGUGACAAAAGAAGUCAAACAGGAGGCCAAGGAGAAAAUUAAUAGCGUCACUGAUAACGCUGAAAUGAAGGAGAAGGUUGUGGAAAUUGCGAAAAAUGUCGAAUAUGAGUGGGAAAAGAAACCGCUGACACCAACUCCUACUCCGAUUCCUCCUCAGCAACAAGAAGUAAAACAGGAGGAAUUGAAAGUUGAGAAUAAAAUUGAAAACGAUCAAAAUGAAGUUCAUUUGCAUAAGUUUUUGGAUAGAGACUAUCGAAUUAAAACCUAUGAGGAGUACUCUACGACCAAGAGGCUGAGAGACAGAUCACAACCGCCUGAGAGACCACCAACUUCGUAUUCGUCAUACUCUGAUCGAUCUCGAUCAAUCGAUAGAACAUAUGAAAGAAGAGUUCUGGGAAGUGGAAUGUCGAGGACUUAUUCGGAAGGUCGUGGACUUGCCAGUGGAACAUAUGCUUCUGGCUUUGGCCAGCUUGUCAGUGGAAUGUCAUCUGCUGGAGCCAUCUGCACAACCCAAAUCCGUGACGCGCGUGAACGUGAGAAGAGAGAAAUUGGUCUCUUGAACGAUCGUCUCGCGGAUUACAUUGAGAAGGUUCGUUUUCUGGAAGCUCAAAACCGAUGCCUCAGCCACGAUAUUGAUAUUCUUCGCAACGGAUUCAGCGGUGGAGGUCAUGUAUCUGGACUCUUUGACGCUGAGAUCAACCAAGCAAAGCAUAUUCUUGAGCAAACAACCGCUCACCGCUCCACAUUUGAAAGAGACAUCACUGGUCUCUCCGCGGAGAUUGAAGUGUUCAGAAAGAAAUGGCUGGACGCUGUCAACGCCGUCAAAGCUCAUCGUGAGGACCAUGAUGUGGAUUUGGACAGACUUGCCAAGAUUGAAGCUGAAAUUUCACUUUUCAAAAGAAAGAUCCGUAUUGUUGAGGAAGACGUCAUCAGAAUUCGCAGAGAAAAUGACGGAAUUUACAAUGAAAUCGCCAGAAUCAAGCAGCUUACCCAUAACGAAAUUGCUCUGAAGAAUGAGCGCAGCUUGAAUGUCUCCGAUCUUCUUCAGCGCAUCAACCUCCUACAAACGGAGAACAACGUCAGAAUCGAGCAAGAACUUGUCUUCAUCCGCCGUGACACCACUGCCGACAACCGUGAUUACUUCAGACAUGAGCUUCAAGCCGCCAUUCGUGACAUCCGUGCCGAUUAUGAAGCCAUCAGCAUCCGCAACCGUCAAGACAUUGAAGUGUGGUACCGUGAGCAAAUCAGAAAGAUUCAGGACGAAUCAGUUCGCGUCAACCCAGACCUCUACAAGGAAGAACUCAUCUCCAUCCGCACGACCGUGACAAAUGUCCGAAGCAGACUUGCCGAGGUUGAAGGAAGAAACUUCUUCCUUGAGCGGCUCAUUGAUGACCUAAAGAACAACGAGGAAGCCAAGUUCUUCGAGAUCAGCCUUGCCGAGAGAGACGCCCAGAUUGCGACCCUCCGUGACCAGUGCACAGAGCUCAGCAUUCAAAUGGAGAAACUCUGUGACAACGAAAUUUCCCUCCGCGCCGAAAUCGAGCGCUAUCGCAUCCUCCUCAACGGAGCAAACGUGACAACGUACACCUCCAAUACGCACGGAAGCGGCUCUGGAAUCGCAGUCGGUGGUGUUGUUGGAGGAUCAACCCGCGUUAUAUCUCAAACCACGAGAACCCACAGCAGCAGCAAUACGAGCUACUCAAAUGUCCCUGCCUCUAGAGGCGGCUACUCCAUCAGUGGGAACGUUGGAGGAAUUUCAGUUGGAGGAACCAUUGGAUCGCACGGAGCUUCGGCCCAUGCGACAGGAGGAAUCAUUGGCUCUGGAGUUCAGGCGCACAGAGGAAGUGGUACGUAUCAACAGAGCCACCACUCCUACUCCUCUUCAAAUCAUUAGGAAGGAUGCUCUUUCUUAAUGUUCAAUGUUUAAUCACAUCUUCUUCACUUUUCCCCCCUUCACAACUUGUUGCCGUUCCAAUGUAUCCCGUGUCUUACUUUCAUUCUCGAGCAGAUCUUGAUUAGUUAGCAGAAAUGACUUUUCCCCCUGCAUGCCUCCUCUGUCUCUGCUAAUUAAAGUGUUGUCCCAUGCAAUACCAAAUGAGCCGGUUUACGGUUUUUUCGACACCAAAUAACCUGAAACGGUGAUAGCAGACUGUAUGCCUGAGUUUCUCAUAAUGUUUACAUUUAGUCGUCGACGCUUUCCUUGUCUCUUUCAAUGUUUAUUCCGCUCGUUUGAUUGUAAAUCUCUAUUCUAUCUCUGAAAGUUUUUAUUUUGUAUGAAAGUAAAUAAAUUCUGCUGCUAAUCAAGAUGCUGCGCAUGCAAUUGGAACUUUGGAAACUACUGAAAAACGUACACAAGUAUCAACAGAGAAACAUACAGAAAAAUUGUCAUCCACCCCAAUAUCAAUAUUCCCAUGUUUCCCUAAUACCGAGUGCUUGCCUGGGGGGUAUUAUAAAAAUUGAAAACUGAA